Molecule: messenger RNA, 3087 nt
Organism: Ectocarpus sp. CCAP 1310/34
Lineage: Eukaryota; Phaeophyceae; Ectocarpales; Ectocarpaceae
Source: the annotation of a GenBank genome assembly
UUGUAUGUCAUAGUCUUUGUGUGCAACAUCAACCCGCAACAGCAGGCAACAACCCCUUGUCGGUCGUUGCAUGUUCUCUCUUCCUCUUGUCUCGUCGUGCAGCUUUCUCCCGCGGCAAUAGAACAGUGGUUACGAGGUUGUGGAGACGAAGGCAGACGAGGAUUGUUGAUGGGCACAGGCAGCGGUGGCAACAUCAGAUGACCGUCAACUUGAAUGCUUUCGUGGGAUCAUGCAGACCUGCGGGAGAUGCACUCAUGGCGAAGCACCAGCAACACCGCGUAGUAUCAUCCCGAUGUGGCUUGCUUCGCCUUCGGUGCUCUCCUCCUCAUCAGUCUUCCCGUUCUCCACCUUCACGUGCUGAUUCCAUGUCUCUGGAAAAGGAGAGUCGCUCGAUGGCGAUAGAGAAACGGAGCAAGCAGUACUUUUUCAAAUUGCUGUCUGCUGCUCGCACACGCGACAAGAGGCUGCUGGCGUCUACGAUGAAGUCUCUCGGGGCGGACAAGGAGUAUCUAAAGCAGAUGCGAACAGCUGACCCAGAGAUCGCGGACCCUUUGCAAGUUCAAGAUGUGCUACUGAAGGCAGCAAGCCGAUGUGGACAGCCAAUCUUCGCGGACAAGGUUUUCAAGGCUAUGCUUGACAGGGGUCAACGCCCUACUCAACACACGGCCGGGGCUUUCCUGGAUGCCUUAAAGCGAGACAGGCAGGCAGAUCGCUGUGUUUCGGCCUAUACCGAGAUGAUGGACAGGGGCGUCGACCUUGGCGAUGUCUGUUUCAACAUCGUCGUUUCUGCUCUGGUGCAGGAUGGGAAUUUUGCGGGAGGACUAGACAUGCUUGAGCGAGCAUCUAGCCGGUGGGGUAUCGAUCCCGACGCCUACACCUUCAACCUUUUCUUCAGCGCAGCUGCAAAGAAAAGGUCUUCUGCGAGCCGUGUUGCCGCAAAGAAAGCAGAGCACCUCAUGUCUCAUCUUGGAGUGGCGCCUGAUCGAAUCACGAUAAACGCACGGAUCGAUCACGCCAUCAAACAAGGGAAGCUGGACGAAGCAAUCGAGAUUUUCGAACAGGCUCUGAACGGGGAUUUCCCCGGCGUAGUGCCGGAUGUGAUCACUUUCAACGUUGGCAUUGCUGCCUACAUGGCGCGCAAUCUGGACGACAGGGCCUUCAAGCUGCUUGAAGAAAUGAACAGGCGCGAGAUUCGUCCUAGGGCGGAUACCUUCAACUCAAUUCUCACCGGACUAACCAAGGGGGGAGACACAUUGCGUGUCAUCGAGGUGUUCAACAAAUAUUUGCGGCAGGAUGACAGUGGGCACGGGAGCAGCGUGGCGCCUACGCUCGUCUCCUACAACCUGGUCCUUCAAGCGCUAUGCCUCGAGAACGACAAGCGGCAGGCUCGUUUGGUGGAUGCUGAAAUGCGACGAAGGGGUAUCAAGCCGGACAACAUCACCUUGGCAGCUCUCGUCCGACUGCAGUUCAGCCGGGAGGAUGUGUACAACGUUAUGGAGACUGCGAGGAAACUGCGCAUUGAUCCGUCGUUGACGUUCCUCAACAGCUGCAUCAGAGCGCUCGGAGAUCAUAGCGACGUGUACGGAGCCUUUCAAGUGAUGGAACGCAUCAAGGCCCUGGAGGGCAUUCAACCUGACGUGUUUUCUUACAACUCGCUCAUAUAUGCUCUUGUGCAAGAUCCAUGGGUAUUCGAGGAAAUUGAAGAUGCCGGCAGCGUGGAGGAUAUUCCGGAAGUGACUGCCGCGACGGCAUCUUCUCGGCCGGCUGGCUCAAAACAAGCGCCGUUUGCCUCUGCCGUUGAUGUGCCAUCGUCCCACGGGUCAAGCAGUGCUGGCUUAGACAGAGUCAUUGGUGCAGAGGCAGCCCUGCUGUUGCUGGAAGAGAUGAAGGCGUUACCGGAUGCCUGUGGAGUUUCUCCUGACAUUUUCACUUACACCACCGUAAUAUCGGGGGUGACCCGGGCCGAGGACGCACGGAGAGCUGGGCGCCACGUGAAGCAAUGGUGGCGGACGCCGAGAAGUGGGCCUGGGUAUCAAGGGAUACGCGCUGCGUAUGGCGGCACAGAGCAAGUCUCGUCGACGGAGCUUUGCACCCAGCUGUAUAUGGAGGCCACGGAGAGAGGUAUUAAGUUGAACGGCAAAAUCUGCAACGCGGUCUUGGUUGGCUUCGGCGCUGAUCUCACGGGCGCCAUCUCGUUCUGGCGACGGUGUGUGCGACCCGCGUUGGUGCAAGAUUCCGACGUGGAGUCAAAUGGCAUCUCUGCCCAGCAAACUCGACGGCCGCAGGAGAACCGCAAGAAAGACCUUUUCUCCGCGUACUGUGGGCUGCUAUACGUGUGUGGUCGGGCACAACGUCCGGAUGCCGCUCUGAAGGUUGUGUUUGCGCUGAAGAAGGACGGCAUAAGACCAUCCUCAGCUCUUUCGAACACGUACUUCAAGGCGAGAAAGGACAGUAGGGAGUCGGAAGACGAUCCGCAAGCUGGGCCCGCGCGAUUCCGUAUGAUGCGACUGCUGGAUCGCCAACUCGAGAAUACAUUGGAAGUGGAGUGUGGUGUCUCGAAGCAUGCGGAUCAAAUGGACCUUCCAAUAGAACGGAUCCGAAUCCGAUUUUGAUUACCAUGCGUGGUUUGGCUCUGUCAGAAUGACUGAAAUGUGAAAUGUACUAGCGACGGGUGUUGGAGGCCAAGAUUACCCACGAGAAACCAUCAACCUCUUGGUUGAAAUGUAUCACCGGUUACUUGAGGCUAAUGUACUUGAUGUGCAUAUUAUUCUUCGCGCAAAGGUCGGACGUAGCCGGGCACUUGUUUCAGUAGCGGGACAAGUUCUUUGGGGGUGUAGGCUUUGAUCCGUGGGAACCCUCGGUGCAGAUAUGGAGUUCCGUAUUAAAGAGGGUGGGUGGAACGUGUUGAUGAGAGAGGGCUCGAUACUCCAUGGCUUGAAUGGAACCUUGGUUUUUCCUUUUUUGACGGUACUGUGGAAAUACCCUUUUCUGGGCAAUCCCAAACCGAGGCACCUUACUGAUUUGACAAAAGAAUCGCGUCCUCGCACGUGGUUAGCAAAAAAGGAAAUACGCGGCGGACGAUGAAUC